CCACCGUAGUUAGAGUUCGUAGUCCGCAUCCCUGCUGACAAAGAAGUUGACAGGGGAACGCGCAACGGCGGAUCGUAUCUAGCUAGCUGUCGAAAUGCCGCUAGAAAACCUAGAAGAAGAGGGCUUGCCCAAAAAUCCGGAUUUAAGGAUAGCGCAACUGAAAUUUCUUCUUACGCUAGACGACCAGAAGCAAGAUGAGAAAGUUGUAUCGGAACUCAUGGAGGCCAUUAAGGCGAAUAACAUGGCUCCUUACUACGAGUCUCUGUGCAAGGAGCUGAAAUGGCAAGUGGACGCGGAGCUGAUCGGCAAGAUGAAGAAGGAAAACGAGGAGGUGCUGAAGCGCCUGGACGACGUUCUGGAAGAUGCCGAGAAGAACCUGGGCGAGAGUGAAAUUAGAGAUGCCAUGAUGGCCAAAGCCGAGUACCUGAUCCGAAUCGGGGAUAAGGAAGGGGCAUUGACCGCGUUCAGGAAAACCUUUGACAAGACCGUGGCCCUGGGACACCGGCUGGAUAUUGUAUUCUAUCUGUUGAGGAUAGGUUUGUUUUACAUGGACAAUGAUCUCAUAACGCGCAACACUGAGAAAGCAAAGAGCCUCAUCGAAGAAGGGGGUGACUGGGACAGAAGGAAUCGGCUGAAGGUGUACCAGGGGCUCUACUGCGUCGCCAUCAGGGACUUCAAGCAGGCAGCAGAGCUGUUCCUGGACACAGUGUCCACCUUCACGUCGUAUGAGCUCAUGGACUACAAGACGUUCGUCACGUACACAGUGUAUGUGAGCAUGAUCGCGCUGAAGCGGCCCGACCUCAGGGAAAAGGUGAUAAAAGGCUCAGAGAUUCUGGAAGUCCUGCAUGGAUUGCCCGCUGUCCGCCAAUACCUGUUUUCACUGUACGAGUGUCGCUACUCCGUGUUCUUCCAGUCACUGGCUAUGGUGGAGCAGGAGAUGAAGAAGGACUGGCUGUUUGCGUCUCACUACCGUUACUAUGUGAGGGAGAUGCGGAUCCUGGCGUACAGCCAGCUGCUGGAGUCCUACCGCUCGCUCACCCUCGGCUACAUGGCGGAGGCCUUUGGCGUCAGCACAGAGUUCAUCGACCAGGAAUUAUCACGAUUCAUCGCUGCAGGCCGGCUCCACUGCAAAAUCGAUAAAGUGAACGAAAUCGUGGAAACGAACAGGCCUGACAGUAAGAACUGGCAGUACCAAGAGACCAUAAAAAAGGGAGACCUGCUGCUGAACAGAGUCCAGAAGCUUUCCAGAGUCAUUAACAUGUAGUUCAUGCGUUACAGGGGAACCCUUUAAGUCUGGUGUAAUGGUUACUUUUGUCAAGCUGAUGUUGUACGAGAACAACUCAAACAGAACCGUUUUGCUUUUGUGUAUAUAUUAAAUUUUCAGUCAAACUUCA
Molecule: messenger RNA, 1394 nt
Organism: Paramormyrops kingsleyae
Lineage: Eukaryota; Metazoa; Chordata; Actinopteri; Osteoglossiformes; Mormyridae
Gene: psmd6
Product: proteasome 26S subunit, non-ATPase 6
Biological process (GO): proteasome-mediated ubiquitin-dependent protein catabolic process
Cellular component (GO): proteasome regulatory particle
Molecular function (GO): protein binding
Source: RefSeq, a predicted model, not a curated record